AUGAAGCGACAGAAUGUGCGAACUCUGUCUUUGAUUGUGGUCACAUUCACCUACCUGCUUGUUGGAGCUGCCGUGUUCGACGCCCUGGAGUCGACGAAUGAAGUGGAGGAGUCCAAACGGUUGGAGGCUGAGGAGAAGGAUCUGCGCUCCAAAUACAACAUCACCAGAGAGGAUUACGAGCGGAUUACUCAGCUGAGCAUUCAGCUGAAACCGCACAAAGCUGGCACCCAAUGGAAGUUCGCUGGAUCCUUCUACUUUGCGACGACAGUUAUCACUACUAUCGGUGAGUCUUUUAUGUGUGCGAACAUUGAACCAGACUCUUUCGAUGGAAUAUGUUAA
Molecule: messenger RNA, 339 nt
Organism: Protopolystoma xenopodis
Lineage: Eukaryota; Metazoa; Platyhelminthes; Monogenea; Polystomatidea; Polystomatidae
Source: the annotation of a GenBank genome assembly